AUGGAGAUGCACCUCGUCCACCAGCCGCAGCCGCAGAUCCACGCGGCCUCCUCGUUCCAGCAGCCGCCGGAGCACCUCCACCAUGCCAACGGCGGCGGCUUGCAGGUCCAGCACCACCAGGCCAUGCCGGUGAGGCAGCAGCACCCGCAGCCGCCGUACGCGGCUUAUGUGGCGCCGCCGUCGAGGGCGGUCAAGGCGCAUGAAGAGGAGGAGAUGGGCAACGGCGUCGGGAAUGGCGGCGGCGUCGUGCAGCAGCCGAGGGCGGGGGCGGGGGCGGGGGCGGCGGGGUGCCCGUGGUCCCGGAUGAAGUGGACGGACGCGAUGGUGCGUCUGCUCAUCGCGGUGGUGUACAACGCCGGGGACGACGGGGAGGGCGUGUCUGCAGGAGGCAAGGCGGCGGCGUCGCACUCGCACGGGAAGGCGGGGGCCUCUGCGGCGGCGGCGCACGGAGGGCACGGGCCGCAGGCGGCGGCGCAGCAGAAGAAGGGUAAGUGGAAGUCCGUGUCCCGGGCGAUGAUGGAGAACGGCUUCGCGGUGUCGCCGCAGCAGUGCGAGGACAAGUUCAACGACCUCAACAAGCGCUACAAGCGCGUCGUCGACCUGCUCGGCCGCGGCACGGCGUGCAAGGUGGUCGAGAACCCCGCGCUGCUCGACGCCAUGGGCGAGCUCACCGCCAAGGCCAAGGAGGAGGCGCGCAAGCUGCUCAGCUCCAAGCACCUCUUCUUCCGCGAGAUGUGCACCUACCACAACCCCCCCGGCGCCGCCGCAGCAGCCUCGCACGGCACCGACGACGGCGCGGCCUGCUUCCACCACCCGCAGCCGGCGGCAGUGCCCGGCGCUGCCAACUCGUCCGCCGGCCGCCAGGUGGUAGCGAUGGUGAAUUCCUCCACGCGUUCUGAGGACGACAGCGAGGACGACGUCCUCAGCAGCAAAGAGGCUGAAGAGGAGGAGGAGGACGACGACUACGACCUGGACGACGUGGAGGAGAAGGCGCCGGGCACCAACCGCCGCGGGGGCUGCGUCGACGACGGCAAUGGCUUCCACAACUACGGCGGGCACAAGAACAAGCGCCGUCGCGGCGAGAGCAACGCUGCGGCCGGAGAAGACGGAGAAGAGGACGGGAACAAGCACGCCCGCAGGAGGCCGUGCGCCAUGCAGCAGCUGCAGCGCGAGCUGGCCGCGGCGGAGGCCGGCGGCGACCAGCAGCAGCUGCGGCAGUGGAUGCAGCGGCGCGCGCUGGAGCUGGAGAAGCAGAAGCUGGCGUACGAGGUCCGCGAGUACGCGCUGGAGAAGCAGCGCCACAAGUGGGAGCAGUUCAAGGCCACCAAGGAGUGGGACAUGGAGCACGAGCGGCUGCGGAUCGAGCGCCGGCGCGUCGACGGCCAGCGCAUGCUGCUCGUGCUCAAGCAGAAGGAGUUCGACCUGGACCUCGCCGAGGCCUACAACAACUACUCGUCGUCCGUGGACCACCACCCGGGCGCCCAGACCCCGCCGCCCGCCGGCUUCCAGCAGCAGCCGGGCUCCAGCCCCUCCACCACAGGGCACCCCAACUAGCUAGGCAGGCAGGGCAGGACACCAUGCAUACAUUAGAUUUAGCUUUUCCCUUAGGCCACCAUGCAUACUCCAUUUUUACUUUUCCUUCGCCAGCAUGAAUUACCUUUUCGCUUUCGAUUCGUUGUAAUCAGCAGUAGCAGUGGAGCAAUAACCUGUAAGAUGUCUAUGGUCUCUUGAGUUGAGAAGUUUCAGAAUUCA
Molecule: messenger RNA, 1752 nt
Organism: Aegilops tauschii subsp. strangulata
Lineage: Eukaryota; Viridiplantae; Streptophyta; Magnoliopsida; Poales; Poaceae
Source: RefSeq, a predicted model, not a curated record